Molecule: messenger RNA, 1029 nt
Organism: Dichomitus squalens LYAD-421 SS1
Lineage: Eukaryota; Fungi; Basidiomycota; Agaricomycetes; Polyporales; Polyporaceae
Exons: 4
Coding region: 1-1029 (342 amino acids)
Biological process (GO): mismatch repair
Cellular component (GO): MutLalpha complex
Molecular function (GO): ATP hydrolysis activity; ATP-dependent DNA damage sensor activity; ATP binding
Source: RefSeq, a predicted model, not a curated record
AUGCCAGAGGUGAUCGACAUCACGGUCGAAGACGAUGUGGACCUCCCUCCUCGAACAGCCCCGCGAGCAACACGGAGCAACGUAGGCAGCUCUUCCGUCUCUGCCACCAGCGACGAGAUCGUUCGCACUGGCGGCCGUGAAACCGUCACGGUAUCUUUCGACCUGUCUACCCUCAGAGCGUCUUGGAAGAAGCUGCGUGAACGCCUUGCAGACGCGUUGCGAGAACGGGAGGACCGCGAACGUGAACGCGACGCCAAGACAAAGCUGGACGGCACUGCCGGACUCGCGAAUGCGGAUGAUGAGCAGGCUGUCGAGGCGCUUUCGCGGGUGAUCGACAAGCCUGACUUCGCAUCGAUGGAGGCCGUCGGCCAGUUCAACCUGGGCUUCAUUAUCGUUCGGAGGCGCAAACAAGGCGGCGAGGGAGAUGGCGUGGACGACGUGGAGAUGGACGAUCUGUUCGUCGUCGACCAGCACGCCGCAGACGAGAAGUACAAUUUCGAGACGCUCCAGCAGACGACGAAGAUCAAGUCCCAGCAGUUAAUCAGUCCCGAAGUGCUGGAGCUCACGGCGGCGGACGAAGUCGUGGCGCUGGAAAACAUCGACAUUCUCCGCCAAAACGGCUUCGAGCUGGACAUCGCUGAGGACCGACCCGCUGGGCAGCGCGUGCUGAUGACUGCGCAUCCUGUCAGUGGUAGCACCAAGUUCGAUGCCAAAGACCUCGAAGAGCUCCUGAAUUUGAUGCAAGACCGCCCGGCAGGACAGAUGGUUCGGUGUUCGAAGGCACGCGCCAUGUUCGCGAUGCGCGCGUGCAGGAAGAGCAUCAUGAUAGGUACCGCGCUGAACAAGCGGCAGAUGACGUCGGUCGUGCAACAUAUGGGGACAAUGGACCAACCCUGGCAUUGCCCUCAUGGCAGACCUACCAUGCGUCACCUGUCGGAUUUGGUGGGCGUCGGAUGGGAUUUCCGGAAAGGACCUUGGAAGGUCGAAUGGGGUGCAUUUGGCCGUGUGGCUGCUUCAGCAGCGAUAUGA